AUGGGUAAAGGAAAACCAAGAGGAUUACAAAGUGCCCGUAAAUUGCGCACACACCGUCGUGAAGAGCGAUGGGCCGAUAAAGCAUAUAAGAAGAGGGCAUUAGGUACAGCGUAUAAAUCAUCACCGUUUGGCGGUUCUUCUCACGCAAAAGGCAUUGUACUUGAAAAAAUUGGUGUGGAAGCUAAACAGCCAAAUUCUGCUAUUCGCAAGUGUGUUCGUGUUCAAUUAAUUAAAAAUGGAAAGAAGGUUACAGCUUUCGUUCCCAAUGACGGUUGCUUGAAUUAUGUAGAUGAAAAUGACGAAGUCCUAAUUGCUGGAUUUGGUCGUAAAGGUCGUGCUAUCGGGGAUAUCCCUGGAGUUCGAUUCAAAGUAGUCAAAGUGUCGGGGGUAUCUCUCCUUGCUCUAUACAAAGAAAAGAAAGAAAAACCUAGAUCUUAA
Funneliformis geosporum is the source of this 438-nucleotide messenger RNA. The record is from the annotation of a GenBank genome assembly. NCBI's taxonomy places the organism in Eukaryota, Fungi, Glomeromycota, Glomeromycetes, Glomerales, Glomeraceae.